AUGGCCGCAACAAAGGGUUCUUGGCUCCAAAGACAUGAUCUCACGAAGUCCAAGGUCUUCUUCUACCUCGUAUUCUGGGGACUUCACUGUGGCAUCUUUGCCCUCGGAUGGUAUCUCCAAGCUUCAAAUAAACAACUCGCAGGAUUGAAUGUUCUGAAGUACUCCGUAUGGAUCUCCAGAGGCGCCGGGCUGGUGCUGUCGGUUGAUUGCACCUUGAUUCUCCUUCCCAUGUGCAGGAAUGUCUUGCGCUGGCUGCGACCUCAGAUUAGAUGGCUCCCACUAGAUGAGUCGGCUUGGUUCCAUCGACAAGUGGCUUAUGCGAUUCUGAUCUUCACCGGACUCCAUGUUGCAGCUCACUAUGUCAACUUCUACAACAUUGAAAAAAAUCAGAUCCGCCCAGUACUGGCUGUGCAAAUUCAUUAUACCGAAGCUGGUGGCAUCACCGGCCAUGUUAUGCUUUUGUGCAUGAUGCUGAUGUACACAACGGCCCACCACCGCAUUCGCCAACAGGCCUUCGAAACCUUCUGGUAUACCCAUCACCUUUUUAUCCCCUUUAUGCUGGCUCUCUACACCCAUGCCACGGGGUGCUUCGUGCGAGAUACUACUGAUCCAAUCUCCCCUUUUGCUGGAAAGCCAUUCUGGAACCAUUGCAUUGGCUACGAGGGAUGGAGAUGGGAACUGGUCGCAGCAGCACUCUACUUGUCCGAGCGACUCUAUCGAGAAAUUCGCUCUCGACGGGAUACUGUGAUCAUCAAGGUGAUCCGUCACCCGUAUGAUGCCAUGGAAAUCCAGUUCAGCAAACCAAGCAUGAAAUACAAAGCUGGCCAAUGGAUAUUCAUCCAAGUACCUGAUGUGUCCAAUACGCAGUGGCACCCGUUCACCAUCACCUCCUGUCCCUUUGAUCCUUACGUGAGUAUUCACGUUCGGCAAGUAGGGGAUUUUACUCGCGCGCUGGGUGAUGCCCUUGGAUGUGGUCCAGCCCAAGCAAAAGAUCUUGAAGGCCUGGACCCUCUAGGCAUGUACGAAGUCGCCCUCCAGAACGGCCAGAUGAUGCCGACCAUCCGCGUCGAUGGCCCCUAUGGAGCACCUGCGGAGGAUGUAUUCGAAAACGAAAUCGCGGUGCUAAUCGGUACCGGCAUCGGUGUGACACCGUGGGCCUCAAUUCUGAAGAAUAUCUGGCACCUGCGCGCCAGCCCCAACCCACCUCGUCGUUUACGUCGAGUAGAGUUCAUCUGGAUCUGCAAGGACACGUCCUCGUUCGAAUGGUUCCAGGCCCUCUUAUCCUCCCUCGAAGCCCAAUCCGCCAAUACUGCCAUGCAUGAAGGCAGCACGGAGUUCUUGCGAAUCCACACCUACCUCACCCAGCGGCUAGAUGAUGAUACCGCCGCCAAUAUCUAUCUUAAUUCCGUCGGCCAAGCCCUCGACCCUCUGACCGAACUGAAAAGUCAAACCAACUUUGGUCGGCCAGAUUUCAAGCGCCUGUUUACUGCCAUGCGUUACGGUUUGCACGAUCAGAGCUAUAUCCGAGGCUUGCAAAAUGUACCGACGACUGAGAUCGGUGUCUACUUUUGUGGGCCGAAUACAGCUGCACGGCAGAUCGAAAACGCAGCGAGCUAUGCGUCAACAAGAGAUGUGAAAUUCAAGUUCUGGAAGGAGAACUUUUAG
Messenger RNA from Penicillium macrosclerotiorum, 1665 nucleotides. Its product is annotated as putative NADPH oxidase (NoxA). Gene Ontology annotation, molecular function: superoxide-generating NAD(P)H oxidase activity. NCBI's taxonomy places the organism in Eukaryota, Fungi, Ascomycota, Eurotiomycetes, Eurotiales, Aspergillaceae. Bases 1 to 1665 code for a protein of 554 amino acids. The transcript has 4 exons. Gene Ontology annotation, biological process: defense response; superoxide anion generation. The record is from RefSeq and is a predicted model, not a curated record. Gene Ontology annotation, cellular component: NADPH oxidase complex; plasma membrane.